This is a messenger RNA of Polyodon spathula (Mississippi paddlefish), 5007 nucleotides long. Its product is annotated as MAP7 domain-containing protein 2-like. NCBI's taxonomy places the organism in Eukaryota, Metazoa, Chordata, Actinopteri, Acipenseriformes, Polyodontidae. The coding region runs from base 496 to 2853 and encodes 785 amino acids. Gene Ontology annotation, biological process: microtubule cytoskeleton organization. Gene Ontology annotation, cellular component: microtubule cytoskeleton. The record is from RefSeq and is a predicted model, not a curated record. The transcript is spliced from 19 exons.
GACCCAGCCUUAACCGAGCCUCCAUAUUUUAUAACAACAUGUUCACUGAAUUUCCCAAAUGCGUUUGAUUUUCGUAUCUAUUCCAGUUUUUUUUCUUCAAAAUUCACAGACACCAGCGUCACAAAAUAUCUUAAUAAUAAUAAUAAUAAUAAUAAUCGAAACGGAUGACACAGGACUGCUGAAAUCUGCCGCGUAUCGUCUAUCGUAUUAACUAUUUUAAUCCACCUUAAACUGCCUGUAGUUCUACUAACCGCAGAACUGAUCCAGCAGUCCGCAGCCAGUGAGCACUUGUGCUGAGAGAAGGUCGGGGAGCGAAAGGGUUUUUUUUCCAUUCACAUUGCCUGUGCUGUUUUGGUAUUGGUGGCGGUGAUGAUGAUGGAGAAGAUGGGAGCGAUGCAUUUGACCAAGGUUUAAAUUGUUGGUAAAUUUUGCUGCAGCUGCAGGUGACAUUGCGCGUGUGCACACCGAGAAGAGGGUAUACAGAGGAGCAGGAAGAUGGCGGAAUGCAUACUAGAAACAGCUGGGGAAAGCAGAGCAGAAGUGAUGGUGCAGCCCAGAGUAGAGGAGAGGAAGCUCCAGAUGAACGGCCAUGCCUCCCCGGUGCGUCUACCUGCGAACGGCAGCAGCAACAGCAGCAGCAGCAACAACAGCGGCCCUGCAGAUAAACCAAUUUUAGAAGGAUUUUUAAAAACAGAUGACAGGAUGCGGUUAGCCAAAGAAAGAAGAGAAGAGCGGGAAAAAACUCUUGUGGCCCGGGAACAGCAAAUCCAGCAGAAGGAGAAGCGAGCGCAGCUGCAGUACGAGAGGCAGAUGGAGGAGCGCUGGCGCAGGCUGGAGGAGCAGCGGCAGAAGGAGGAGCUGCGCAGGGCUGCGGUCGAGGAGAAGAGGAGGCAGAGGCUUGAGGAGGAGAAGGAGCGGCUGGAGGCUAUGAUGCGCCGGUCCCUGGAGCGUAGUCAGCAGCUGGAGCAGAGACCCAAGCGCUGGUCCUGGGGAGGAGGCAACGGGGGAGUCAGAGAGGGUGACUCUGAAACCCCCCCACCUCCUCCUCUAGGUCUGCCCUCCAGCAGCCUCCUCCCGCCAGACCCUGUGAUCUCUGCGGCUGGGGCCCAGGCCCACAAUGCGACUGACAAACGUUCAGCCUCCACCGUGAACCUGCCCAAGCAUUUGGAGCCUCCAAUCAGUAAGCGCCUGUCCCACUCCUCUGCGACAAUUACCCAUUCUCCUGACAGAGCUCAUCGCUUGCAGCUUAGCCCUUUGGAAAACCUACUUGUUAAGCGUCUCUUGACCCAGACAAUGUCUUCAUUAGCCAGGUGCAGAAGUACCACGGCUCUGUAUUGUCCAGAACACUCAGCGUUGCAUGUCUGUCCUCGUGUAGCUCCGUCCAGCCCGCUCAAGUCUCCCUACAAAGCCUCGCCCAGCCGGAAGAAGAACGCCUCCACCUCCGCCAGGUCUCCCGAGGAGUCUGGAGGGGCAGCAGUAGCUCCUGACCAGCUGAAGACUGAGAAGCUGAAGAAGGAAAAGAAACUGACGUCCCCUGUGCUGGCCUCUCCACUCCCCAGACCAGAGUCACCUGCCACUGUAUCCAAGAGGUCGUCUUCACCGGCAACACCCAAGUCUGUUUCAAAGACCCGUGCCCACUCUCCCAGCACUGUGAAACAGUACCCCCCCUCUCCCAUGAAGCAGCGCGCCUCCAUGAGCACGCACCCAGAGAGUGCCAAGAAGAAGGCAGAGCGAGAGAAAGGGGACGGAGCAGCAGCCCAGGACAGACGGGCCGAGGAGGCCAGAGGCACAGAGAAACCCGACCGAAAAAUGACAAAGUCUGAGAGCUGCGACAAUGGCGCCAGUGAGGCUUCUCCAGUUACCCCCACUGGGAAAACCAUCGCUGGGACCACAGACGCAGAGGAAGCCAGCAAACUGCUGGCCGAGCGGAGACGCCAGGCUCGCCUGCAAAAAGAACGAGAGGAGCAGGAGAAACGGGAGCAGGAGGAAGCAGAGAGAGUGAAGGCAGAGGAGCUGCGCAGGAAGAUGGCAGAGGAGCGAGCGCGGCAGGAGGAAGCGGCUCGCCAGGCCGAGGAGGAGCGGAGGCAGGAGGAGGAGAGAAGACAGAAAAGGGAGGAGGAGGAUAGACUGAGGAGGGAGCAGCAGGACAGGGAGAUGCAGGCUCAGCUGGAGAGAGAGAGGGAGGAGGCUGAGCUGAAGGCCAGGGAGGCAGCCGAGCGUUUCCGACAGGAGAGAGAGCAGCUCAAGCUGCAGGUGGAGCAGGAGAGGCUGCAGAGGAAGAAGAGGAUCGAGGAGAUUAUGAAGAGAACAAGAAAGAGUGACAUUUGCGACACAAAGCAGAAGACUGAAGAGCAGCCAGCUGUGGAGCUCCUCAAACCGGUCCAGACUGAGAUCCCUGAAGAGCAAGUCAAUGAACAGAUCACGAGCGAGGAGCAGAAGGCCUCGGAGGAAUGUGUCUCGGAAACCUCUUACUCUGAAAUGACUUUGAAAGAACUGAACCCAGUCCCUCCUUUGAUUAACCUGAACCCCAUUGUGGUGAAAUCUCCAAGCCUCUACGAUUGCACUGAUGAGGUCCAAUCCAUGGAUGUCAGCCCCGUGUCCAAGGAGGAGCUGAUCUCAAUCCCAGAGUUCUCUCCCAUCAACGAGAUCCAUCACAUGGGGAUGAGCAACGCCAAGGCCAUCGAGGACCUAUUGGACCUCACCGGACACAUGGCAUACCCCAUGACUACCAGCGAGACCCUGGCUCUAGGGGACCUCAAUAAGAACCUCAUCGAGGGCUUCUGCAGUUCAGGGCAGGACAGCCAGCUCAUCGGAUCCUUAGCACAGUCCCUCGACAAAGCCUCUCUGCAAUAGCCAGAGCUCCUGAGCACUUGCACCAUGCUGCUUUAGGCAGACCUCCGAGCUGUGGCGUAGUCUGAAGGCCGUAUCAUCUAAAGAAGCUUCUUUCCCUCCCUCCUGUGCUCCUCAUACUGGAGCAAAGAGAGCCAUUGCUGAAUGUACUUUUAUUUUCCUCUGAAACGAUGCCCUGCUGAACGUGCUCAUGUGGGUGGAGCUCCUGAAUAUGGGACUGUGAUUGAUUGGUCUGAUUCAGGGAUGCCUGCGUGUGUGGGUGGAGCUCCAGAAUAAUGAUAUGUGACUGAUUGCUCUGAUUCAGGGAUGCCUUCUUCUGCGGAGGGGACUCUGGGACUAGAAGAAUCAGGAUGGAGCGCCUUAUUUUACAAACAUCUCAUCAGUUAACUCGCUUCACUGUGGCUUUUAACAUUUUUUGUUUUAUUUUCGUAAUGUGUUUCUUCCAAGUAUUUUAGCGCACACCUGAUGGUUUUUAUAUUUAUUUUAUAAAGAAAAAAACAAGUGAUCAUGAGGUCUGUAAAAAAAAAAAAAAAAAAAAAAUAUAGAAAAAGUGUGUCGGAAACGUUCUGAUUGUGUGCCUGUUUUUACAAUGUGUUGGUUAGUUUUGUUUCUUGUGGGUGUGCAAUAGUGAAGAGUCGAAGUGACACAGACACUUUAUAAAAACACUGCUGGGAGAUUAGCACCUUAACAGCAGAAGAUUCCAGAGAGAUGUACAUUUAGAGUCUGUCAGGAAUGACUGUAUAUUAGAUUACCUAAGAGCCAGAAUCGGUUCUUGCAGCUUGGGUGUUUACUUAUAAUACUUGCCCACCAUUGAACGCAUCCUAACUAGCCUCAUUCCUGCUCUGCAGUACAGCUGUGGCACUAUACAGUUUUUCCUGGACUGUCUUUAAAAAGUACAUUACCAGGAGCAUCAUCAUUGUCAGUGAGGCCGGCAUGCACCUUCCUCAGGCAUCUUGAUCCUUCAUUAGCUAAUAUGUUACGGGAGUCUUGAUCACUUCCACUUAAUCAUUUUGGCUGACUGAGGCAUAGCGAUGGCCAGACAGUUCUCAUUUAAAGAGCGAUAAAGAAGCAAAAUAGAAAACAAUUGCAGGCUGCACCUGUAUUUGCGUGCUCAUUAAAUAUGUUUAAAUGCUUGCUCAGCAGCAAUUUGCUGUUCUCCUCUGAAUCCGAAGCUCUGUUGUAGAAUUCAAUGAGCCAUGCGUUGGCCAGCCCCAAGCUCACAGCCAUUACUUAAUAAUGAUGCAGUGGAACUGUGCUGAAUAAAAGGGGGGAAGGGAAGAAAAAAUGCAUUUCUUCACGGGUCCAGAAGGUUGGGUUGAUCCAUGCAUUUCUGUCAUAUGUAGUUUAGACCCACAUCUUCAGACGUUAAGCUUAACUGCAACACAUGCUUGUCGUCCUGUGUGGUGUUGGGUAUACUAAAGGGAAGAACUCCUGUCAAAACGGUUCUACAUUCAUAAUUGAUGCAGUAUAAAGCUACAUUUUGGUUAGAUAUUGUCAAAUGCAUUACCUAUAUAGCUGUAUUUUUGACACUGCUUUCUAGAAAGGCACCGAUUUUCACCAUACUUAACGAAGACGCUAAACUUAGAAAACUAGACCUGUUGCCAUUGCUUUGCUUUAAUGGGACAGACUUACGGAGUGUAGCAUGUGUGCCCUGUACUGUGCUGUAUUUCAGGUCACCUGAGUUUCCUGUUUUUCUACAAGUAGUUGUAGUCCUAGUCAUGAGGAAUCACAUUUUCUCUCUCUGCUUUAAAUGUGCAGUGCUUAUUCGACAAUAUUUCCAAAGUGGUUAAGGUCUACCAGAGACACAAGACGGCAAGUAAAUAAAUACUUGGAAUAUUUAAAUGUUAGCUUAAGCUUCUUAAUUCAGCCUGACAAUUAAACAUGUGUCAGCGUGGUUUUUUUCAUGUAAUUUAAAAAAAAAUGGCCUACCAGUUAACAAAACCCAGUUUACUUGAAGUGUGAUGUGAUGUUGGGGUCUUCCAAACAUGGCGUUCUAACACGAGAACGUUUCACGAAGAGGUUGUGGUGACAUUGUUCUGGAGCUGCAAAAUGCAAUACAUUGCAAUUUUUGUUAGUGUAAUUAUUGUAAACAUGGUGCGUAUUACCCUUGCAUGAAAUCUGCAGCAUGUGCACAUAAUAAAGAAAUCCUCCUUUAAA